UGCUGCAUGAGGAAACCGGAGAGCCUAGAUAAAACUCACAUUACACGGGGAGAACAUGCAAAUUCCUCACAGAGCUGCCCAAGCCGGGUUCAAACUCAGGACCUUAUUGCUGUCAUUGAACUAUGUUCAGGCAUAGUAAUAUUUUAUUAUUAUUACUUUCAUCAUUUGCACUAGGACAGAUCUUGUUUGCCAACUAAAAGUAGCUCUGUCUGUAGCUUGUUAUGUAAGCACAGUAAAUGGUCAAACACACCUUUGUGCAGACUCUGAAUUAUUGGUUACGGAUGUUGUCUGUCCUGUAAUAUCAGUAGGGUGCAGCACUACAGUGUUUCACACGGGUGAAAGAAAAUCAGCACAACAGCUCUGACCUUCUUCCUGCUCCUGGUUUAACUCUCUUUAACAAUGUGGCUUUAUAAUUUUUUGCCAGAUUUUGACCUCUGGGGGCUAUUCCUGUUUAUUUUCAUUUUUAUCAUAAUAGCAGAUUUCCUCAAAAACAGGAAUCCACCAAAUUACCCUCCAGGACCGUUGGCUCUUCCCAUUGUGGGGAAUUUCUUCAGUGUGGACAAUAAACAUCCACACAUUUAUUUCACCAAGCUGGCUGACGUCUAUGGGAAUGUGUUCAGCGUCCGCCUUGGCAGAGAAAAGAUGGUGUUUGUGUCUGGGUACAAGAUGGUGAAGGAAGCCAUAAUGACACAAGCCAACAACUUUGUGGACCGACCAUACAGUGCAAUCGCCGACAGGUUUUACUCAGGAGACACAGGUGGUUUGUUCAUGAGCAAUGGUGAAACAUGGAAGAGACAGCGACGCUUUGCUUUGUCUACCUUACGUACCUUCGGCCUGGGCAAAAGCACCAUGGAGCAGAGCAUCUGUGGGGAGAUCCGACACCUGCAGGAGGAGAUAGAGAAGGAGAAAGGUGAACCUUUCAACACAGCAGGCCUCUUCAACAAUGCUGUGUCCAACAUCAUUUCCCAGCUGGUGAUGGGGAAGCGGUUUGACUACGGCGACCACAACUUCCAGACCAUGCUGAAGCAUCUGUCUGAAGCUAUUCGGCUGGAGGGCAGUGUAUGGGGUCUGCUGUAUGAGGCAUUCCCCGGCGUUAUGAAGCACUUGCCAGGUCCCCACAACAAAAUGUUCAGCCACUACAACGACAUCCUAGACUUCAUUAGUCAGGAGGUAAAGAGCCACAAGACGGACCUGGACCACAACGAUCCCCGGGACUACAUUGACGCUUUCAUCAUUGAAAUGGAGAAUAACAAACAGUCUGAUCUGGGCUUCAAUGAGACCAAUUUGGCUCUGUGCUCUCUGGAUCUGUUCCUGGCUGGAACGGAGACAACGUCGACCACUUUGCUGUGGGCUUUGGUUUACCUCAUCAAAAACCCUGAUAUCCAGGACAAGGUCCAGGCAGAGAUAGACCGAGUGAUUGGACAGACCCGACAGCCCAGUAUGGCUGACAGAACCAACCUGCCCUACACUGAUGCCGUCAUCCACGAGAUCCAGAGGAUGGGAAACAUUGUUCCCUUAAAUGGUCUCAGAAUUGCCACCAACGAUACAACACUGGACGGUUACUUCAUACCCAAGGGUACAUCCUUGAUGCCCAACCUAACCUCUGUGCUGUUCGACAAGGCUGAAUGGGAGACUCCAGACACCUUCAACCCUGGACACUUCCUAGAUGCUGAGGGAAAGUUUGUGAAGAGAGAAGCUUUCCUGCCUUUCUCUGCAGGGAAACGGAUGUGUCUCGGAGAAGGCCUCGCCAAGAUGGAGCUGUUCCUGUUUUUAGUCGGUCUACUACAGAAGUUUGCUUUUUCUGUUCCUGAUGGAGUAGAGUUGAGUACAGAAGGUGUUACUGGAGCUACACGUGUACCGCACCCCUUCAAGGUUUACGCCAGGCGACUGUGGAGAACCACCAACGCCAUCUGGAGGAUAAGCGAGGUCGCCCAGCAGUGGAGAUUCACAAAGGGGGUCUGGAUUCCAAAUCAGGAGACCUCAAAGUUAGCUAAGUCAGAGCUGCCAGGUAAAUUCAAAGCCUACCAGAAUGGCAUCCUGCCACGACUCCUCUUGCAGCUGCUGGUCUAUGAGGUUCCACUGAAGAACCAUCGAGGGCUUCGAAGGAAAGUUAAGCCACUUCCUGCUCAGGUGGCUAGGCCCACCACGAGCAGCAGCAGCAGCAUCGCCAAGUGUGGGAGCAAGAACAAGCAGCAGCUCCCCUUCAGUAGCCUGACAGAGGAGUUCAUGAUGGAGGAGGCCUUCAAGAGGAAGAGGGCCAAGUAUGAAGGGCUGCUGGCUGACGUCUAUGGGAAUGUGUUCAGCGUCCGCCUCGGCAGUGACAAGAUGGUGUUUGUGUCUGGGUACAAGAUGGUGAAGGAAGCCAUAGUGACACAAGCCAACAACUUUGUGGAUCGACCAUACAGUGCAACUCAGUACAGGAAUUACUCAGGAGACUCAGCUGGUCUGUUCACAAGCAAUGGUGAAACAUGGAAGAGACAGCGACGCUUUGCUUUGUCUACCUUACGUACCUUCGGCCUGGGCAAAAGCACCUUGGAGCAGAGCAUCUGUGAGGAGAUCCGACAUCUGCAGGAGGAGAUAGAGAAGGAGAAAGGUGAACCUUUCAACCCAGCAAGUCUCUUCAACAAUGCUGUGUCCAACAUCAUUUGCCAGCUGGUGAUGGGGAAGCGGUUUGACUACAGCGACCACAACUUCAAGAUCAUGCUGAAGCAUCUGUCUGAACUUUUUCGGCUGCAGGGCUCUAUUUGGGGUCUGCUGUAUGAGUCAUUCCCCGGAUUGAUGAGGCACUUACCAGGUCCCCACAACCAAAUAUUCAGUCAAUUCAAGGCCAUCCUAAACUUCAUCAGUCAGGAGGUAAAAAGCCACAAGAAGGACCUGGAUCACAGCAAUCCAAAGGACUACAUUGACGCUUUCAUCAUUGAAAUGGAGAAUCUCAAAGAGUCUGAUCUGGGCUUCAAUGAGACCAAUGUGGCUCUGUGCUCUCUGGAUCUGUUCCUGGCUGGAACGGAGACAACGUCGACCACUUUGCUGUGGGCUUUGGUUUACCUCAUCAAAAACCCUGAUAUCCAGGACAAUGUCAAAGCAGAGAUAAACCGAGUGAUCGGACAGACCCGACAGCCCAGUAUGGCAGACAGACCCAACCUGCCCUACACUGAUGCUGUCAUCCACGAGACCCAGAGAAUGGGAAACAUUGUUCCUCUGAAUGGACCCAGAAUGGCCGCCAAGGAUACAACACUGGGAAGUUACUUCAUACCCAAGGGUACAUCCUUGAUGCCCAUCCUAACCUCUGUGCUGUUCGACAAGACUGAAUGGAAGACUCCAGACACCUUCAACCCUGAACACUUCCUAGAUGCCGAGGGAAAGUUUGUGAAGAGAGAAGCUUUCCUGCCUUUCUCUGCAGGGAAACGAGUGUGUCUCGGAGAAGGCCUCGCCAAGAUGGAGCUGUUCCUGUUUUUGGUCGGUUUACUACAGAAGUUCUCUUUCUCCGUUCCUGAUGGAGUAGAGUUGAGUACUGAAGGAGUUACUGGAGGUUUACGUGUACCGCACCCCUUCAAGGUUUACGCCAAGGCUCGCUGAAUUAUACAACAUCUUAUUGAACCAUUUUUCAUCUAAACAAUGUGUAACAGACAAGACUAAGCAAAUGCUUUAGGAGAAAAAGCUGUAGUUACUUUUCGAUCUCAACCUUCUGUUGUAUCAUUGUCUCAUGUACUGAGGGACUGUUUAUUCUCUCAGCCUGUACAUUUAAUUUCAUGUGACAAAGCUGUUUUUACAUACAAAUAUUCCUGUAUUAAUGGCAGUGUGUAUAAGACAUUUCCCUUUGCCCUUGUUGUUAAUGACAAAAUGUAUAAAUAUUUCAUAAACUUAGGUUCUUUAAACACUCUUUACAAUCAAGCUGUAUUGUAAUAAGUUUUCGUACACUAAUGAUAAUCAGUUAUGUCAUAUAUGAGCCAUUACUUAACAAUGAACUGAAGUCGUUAAACUAUUCAAAUACAUUGUUUAUGAUUAAUAAAUGAUUUGAUGAUUUGUUUCACAAA
Sebastes umbrosus (honeycomb rockfish) is the source of this 4034-nucleotide messenger RNA. RefSeq lists its product as uncharacterized. Bases 400 to 3576 code for a protein of 1058 amino acids. Gene Ontology annotation, cellular component: cytoplasm; intracellular membrane-bounded organelle. The record is from RefSeq and is a predicted model, not a curated record. The transcript has 20 exons. Lineage: Eukaryota; Metazoa; Chordata; Actinopteri; Perciformes; Sebastidae. Gene Ontology annotation, molecular function: iron ion binding; oxidoreductase activity, acting on paired donors, with incorporation or reduction of molecular oxygen, reduced flavin or flavoprotein as one donor, and incorporation of one atom of oxygen; heme binding. Gene Ontology annotation, biological process: xenobiotic metabolic process.